UUGGAGUUACCAAACGCCCCCUAACACUCGACUUUUAAGACCCCUUUCCCAUUCCUAGGGUUUUCCAGUUCUUUUUCUCUUCUGUGAUCAAUCUCCGAGUUGCUUUCGCUCCGUCCAGCGUCUCGCCAUGGCGGUCGAUCCGAGCCCUAACAGCUCCGCCGGCGGGGAGCAAGCCGCCCCCAAGCCCCCCUUCAAAGACCCCAAGAAGAAGAAGGACGAGAAGAAAGAAGAAGAUCUGUCGGAGGAGGAUUUGGCGUUCAAGCAGCAGCUCGAGCUUUACGUUGAGAGGGUUCAGGAUGCCGAUCCCGGUGUCCAGAAGUUCGCCCUCGAGAGCAUGAGGAAGGAGAUUCGUACGGCAACAAGCUCCAUGACGUCUGUCCCGAAGCCUCUAAAGUUCCUUCGACCUCAUUAUGGAACUCUAAAAGCAUACUUUGAGACGAUGCUAGAUUCUGACCUGAAGAAGUACCUAGCAGACAUUCUUUCUGUCUUGGCCUUAACGAUGUCUGCUGAAGGGGAAAGGGAGAGCCUGAAGUACCGGUUGUUAGGAUCUGAGGAGGAUAUUGGUUCUUGGGGCCAUGAAUAUGUAAGAAACCUGGCUGGUGAAAUUUCACAAGAGUUUGCAAAACGCCAGUACGAUGACAUGCCCUUAGAUGCUCUAAUGGAACUCGUUCAACAAAUUGUUGCAUUUCACAUGAAGCAUAAUGCUGAGCCGGAAGCUGUAGAUCUUCUGAUGGAGGUUGAAGAUCUUGAUCUGUUGAUUGAGCAUGUUGAUGCUACAAAUUACAAGAGGGCAUGCUUGUACCUUACCAGUUCUUCUAGCUAUCUCCCAAGUCCUGAUGAUGUAUUGGCGUUGGAUAUAGCGUAUACGAUUUAUAUGAAGUUUGAAGACUAUGCAAGUGCCUUACGAAUUGCACUCUUUAUUGAUAACAUUCAGUAUGUGAAACAAGUCUACACAUCGACAGAGGAUCUGUUGUUGAAGAAGCAAUUUUCUUAUAUUAUUGCUCGCCAUGGAUUAGCACUGGAGCUUGAUGAUGAUAUAGCUGCAGAUGAUGAUGAUAAAGAGGCCUUGCAAGAUAUAGUCAACAAUGUUAAACUAGGUGAAGGAUACCUUACUCUUGCUCGUGAUGUUGAGGUCAUGGAACCCAAAUCUCCAGAAGACAUCUAUAAGGCACACUUGAUUGAUGGCCGAGCAAGUGCAAGUUCCAGUCUUGAUUCAGCUCGACAAAAUUUGGCGGCUACUUUCGUGAAUGCAUUUGUGAAUGCUGGCUUUGGUCAGGAUAAAUUGAUGACUGUCCCAUCAGAAUCUACAAGCGGUGGAUCUUCGGGUAGCUGGUUGUUUAAGAACAAGGAGCAUGGAAAGGCCAGUGCGGCAGCCAGCUUGGGGAUGAUUCUUUUGUGGGAUGUGGACAAUGGACUUGCUCAAAUUGAUAAAUAUCUGCACAGCAAUGACAACCAUGUUGUUGCGGGAGCUUUGCUAGGUGUUGGGAUCGUCAACUGUGGUGUAAAGAAUGACUGUGACCCUGUGAGUUGUCUUUUGCGUGUUCCCACAGGAGCGGUGAUAUCCUUGUUUGGUUGCACUUUAUCUCAUAUGGAAUUUUGCUAUUUAUUUAUCUUUUUCCAGGCUUUGGCACUUCUUAUUGACUUUGUUAAUAAAGAGGACACUAUCAUUCGAAUUGGGGCAAUUUUGGGCCUUGGCAUUGCAUAUGCUGGUUCGCACAAAGAUGAGCUUAAAGUUCGCCUGUCCCUUAUAUUGGGAGACCCAAAAACGCCUCUUGAAGUUCUUGUAUUUUCUGCCAUCACCCUGGGGUUGGUGUACGUUGGUUCUUGUAAUGAAGAAAUUGCUCAAUCUAUUAUCUUUGCCUUAAUGGACCGUAGUGACACUGAACUGAAUGAACCGCUCAUCCGCUUGCUCCCUGUAGCCCUUGGCCUUCUUUACCUUGGAAAGCAGGAUAGUGUCGAAGCUACUGCAGAGGUUUCCAAGACAUUUAAUGAAAAAAUUAGAAAAUAUUGUGAUGUCACACUCUUGUCUUUGGCAUAUGCUGGAACAGGAAACGUGCUUAAGGUCCAGAAGCUUUUGGGGAUCUGUGCUCAACAUCUAGAUAAGGGUGAGACUCAUCAGGGACCUGCUGUCCUUGGAAUUGCUCUAAUUGCAAUGGCUGAAGAAUUGGGUCUUGAUAUGGCUAUCCGGUCUCUGGAGCACCUCUUGCAAUAUGGGGAGCAGAACAUUAGACGAGCAGUACCUCUGGCUCUUGGAAUACUAUGCAUAUCCAAUCCAAAGGUCAAUGUCAUGGACACGCUAAGCAGACUCAGUCAUGAUACAGAUGGCGAUGUGUCUAUGGCAGCAAUUAUCUCCUUGGGUUUGAUAGGUGCGGGCACCAAUAAUGCUAGAAUAGCUGGCAUGCUUCGUAACCUUUCAAGUUAUUACUACAAAGAAGCUGGGCACCUCUUCUGUGUGAGAAUUGCUCAAGGUCUUGUACACUUGGGCAAGGGUUUGCUAACUCUUUCACCUUACCACUCUGACCGGUUUUUAUUAUCUCCGAUGGCUCUUGCUGGACUCGUUACUGUGUUGCAUGCUUGUUUGGACAUGAAGUCUAUUAUCCUUGGGAAGUAUCACUACUUGCUUUAUGUCCUUGUCUUAGCCAUGCAGCCAAGGAUGCUAAUGACAGUGGAUGAAACUCUGAAGCCUCUCUCUGUUCCUGUAAGAGUGGGUCAGGCUGUUGAUGUGGUUGGGCAGGCGGGACGGCCGAAGACGAUUACUGGAUUUCAGACACAUUCUACUCCUGUCUUACUCGCUGCGGGUGAACGGGCUGAGCUGGCUACCGAGAAGUACAUUCCACUCACACGAGUAUUGGAAGGAUUUGUCAUCUUGAGAGAGAAUCCAGAUUACCGUGAUGAUCAUUAAGGACCUGCAACUACAGAUCCUGCAUGGCAGACUAGGUGAAGGAGGUGUGGGUACACCUGUGUUAAGAGGAACGACUUGUGUUUGAGAAACACUGGCUCAGACAGCUAUAACACAGUUCUAGUUUGAAGCCUGAGCACACAUGAGAAAGGGAUGCAGGGUCAGGGAUGGUUUGGUUGCAACUUUAUCCAGACUGGAGAGAAAUUUUCCUGAAGAUAAUUUAUUAUUUAACUUACCACUUGUCAAUCGAUUAUUUUUUCUAAUUAAAUAUCAGUUCUGUUCCUUGGAAAUUUUCUUUUCGAUCCUGUAUAAAUAUUGUUAGAAAUGGCUUAAAACCGAUAGUUUUUUUUUUAAUAGAAAUCUAGUCGUUCUGUUUCGCGUGCA
This is a messenger RNA of Phoenix dactylifera (date palm), 3283 nucleotides long. Lineage: Eukaryota; Viridiplantae; Streptophyta; Magnoliopsida; Arecales; Arecaceae. The record is from RefSeq and is a predicted model, not a curated record.